CAUUUUCUUUCAACUCAGCAGUGUUUCUACAAAAAGUUUGACUAAAUUGAAAUCUUUCAUUGUGAUUGUGAUAAGUGACUAAGCGGUUGAAAACAGAGUACGUUGCAUAAACUUUUCUUGUUCCUCGAUUGCCCAAUUUGGUAUUUUGCCCUGUGUUGUUAUCCAGGUGUCCCACACGUGGUUACAAAGCAGUCAAGUAAAGUCCCGAAGACAUCGAUUCAAGUAUUAGGUAUUCGUGUUAUGGGAUCGAUUGUCGAAAGUCUUCCUGGCGAUUAGCUACGCUUGGUUGACAACUUGACAUUUUGGUCGUGAAAAUGCGUGCAAAUGCAUCUUCGUCGAAUUCUUUCGAUGGAAGCCUCCAUUAACAAACAAUCUUUAAUUGGUUUUUAAUAGCCAUUGGAACACCUUCAGUUGAUGAGUGACAUCCAACCGUGGAAUUAUGGCAAUUGAAUGUUCUGGCUAAAAUACCUGAUCCACAGCUGAUUCUCAGUUCCUUGAUGAUUCCGUGACUUGAUUGGCGAUUUCUGCCGGGCAUUGGCACUCGCAGAUAGGAAAUAUCUUUCACAACUGCCUUGGCGGUUUCCUUGACAACUACUGAGGAAGAGCACGUGCCAUCAAAAAGAAGUUCCUGACCAUUGAAAGGCAGUCCAGACUAUUCAAGUGAAAGACUAUCCCUGGCAGCAUAUUGCGCGGCUAAAUUUCCUAUUAUCCAAAAUGAGAAAACCAUUGUCGUGGCUUUUGUUUUUAACAUGCGUGACCUCAGCUUUUUCGACCGAAUUGUCCUCUCUUAAAGGAAAACACCAAGUAAUAGGCUUGCAAUUAUUAGUUCACGAAUUUAAUCUUCAUUUGACGAGAAACGCUUCCGGUCACAUCGUCGAGAUCGGAAGUGUAGCAGCUGAUGCACUUGAUGCGCUAUCGAAACACUUAAAUUUCACGUACUCGAUUUUGCAGGUUUACGACACUCGAUUGGACAAACAAAGUGAUGCUCAACCAGGACUGGCUUAUUACAUGGACAAGGGAAAAUGCGACUUGGUUAUUGGAUUGGUGGUGAUGACGCCUCGUCGAUUAGCCGUGAUGGAUUUUGCUGAAGGAUUCGCUUAUACACCUGUCGUUCUUCUUAUUCCAAUGCCGGAGUCACCAAACCAGGGGAUUGCUGUAGUAUCCAAACCAUUUCAGGCAACGGUUUGGCUCGGAUUGUUGAUAUCAAUGCCUAUUUUGGCCUUAACUAUCUAUUUCUUCAUUCGACCUGUGUCUUCGUUAACAUUUUCUAAACUGCCGAUGGAUCGACCACGUAACGGAACGGCAAUUAAAAAAACUGGUCAUUUUCUUUUCCAGAUUUCCCAAAUCCUCUUAAACCAAGGAGGACACUUUCCACGGAUGCAGAAUGCAGUUUAUUUUGUUUUGGGUUCCUGGUGUCUGUGUGCCUCGGUACUUGUUUGUGCCUACAACAGCCUUUUAGUUUCUUACGUCUUGGGAUCUAAUACCGCUGAACCACUUGUUGAUUCCGUCAGAGAUCUUGCCCAGAAUUCGAACAUUAAUCUUGCCGUUGACAAGGGAUAUAGUGCGGAUGUUUAUGUUUCGGAAGCAACACGUGGAGUGAACAAACUUCUGGGCGAUAAACUGCGUUCUGAUCCAAAGUCCCGUUGUGUCAAACGCCAAGAAUGCGUCGACCUUGUGAAAUCAGGAACUUACGUCUACCUAAAUGGUCUUUAUGUCACACUGAGUGCUAUCGAUGAAGAUUAUAAGGCCACAGGGAAAUGUUCUCUUGCCCUUGCCAGAAAGACCGAUCCUGUUCCUGGUUCGUAUGCAUGGGCUCUGCCCAAAAAAAGUCCAAACACCAAGCUCUUCAUUAAAGGAUUCAUGGAGCUGCAUAGUGCCGGAUUGAUCGACCUAUGGGCGAAGAGGGAACUGAACAAGUACAAAGACGUUGAUAAGUGUCUCAAUGAGGCUCGGCAAAGACAACAUCGUAAAGUAUCGGGCAAUAGAACACAAAUCUCGUUGAAAACAUUGCUGGUGCCUUUUACGUAUUGAUCGUCGGUUACUUUAUUUCUUUUGUCUUUUUCGUCUUUGAAAAUUGUUAUCAUAGACUCUCAAUGUUUCAAAUGAAGAAGUCGAAACAUAAUGCUAAGCAGAAUAGGAACACCAAUCAAAAUACGACGGACAAAAAUGUUAACCGAGCAAUUUUCGAACACGGUCAAACAUUUGCGCAAUUGUUGAAUUUAGAAAAUGUUGACAAUGAAAACAUUAAAGAAAGCCCGUCGAGUUCAUCUAACGUUGUAAUACCGCAGGCAGAAUUACUGUGUGUUACAAAAAAACUGUUGACACCGGAUAUUUCGUUUGAAUGUGAGGAACUGAUGCUCUUAAAACCUUAAAUGAAACUCUGGCGUUUCUCACUGUGACAAAUCGAUUGAUUGACCAGGUUGUAUUGUUCCUUUCAUUCUUUUUUCACGGCUAUCCCCUUUAAAUCUCUCCUUCGUAAAUAGUAAUUGGUGAAUUAUGUAAGUACUGCAUGGUUUUUUGGUUAUGCUAUUCAGUGUUUCGUGUAGUGUUGCUUAUUCGCUUUUCUAUCCCAUUUACAGAAAUAUGUGAAGUACAAGUCAAUCACAAAUGAUGGAAAAGAUGAAUUAAGGCUUUCCUCACUACCCUGUCUCUGUUUUUACUAGUUUUCUACUGUUCUUUUUAGUUACUACUAGCUUUCAGAAUUUUGAAUAUUAGUUUAAACGUUAAAAAUAAAAUGUUUCAAACAUUGCA
This is a messenger RNA of Daphnia pulex (common water flea), 2751 nucleotides long. RefSeq names its product glutamate receptor ionotropic, delta-2-like. The record is from RefSeq and is a predicted model, not a curated record. The transcript has 13 exons. Gene Ontology annotation, molecular function: ligand-gated monoatomic ion channel activity. Bases 715 to 2031 code for a protein of 438 amino acids. Lineage: Eukaryota; Metazoa; Arthropoda; Branchiopoda; Diplostraca; Daphniidae. Gene Ontology annotation, cellular component: membrane.